CAGCUGCGGCAGCGAACGGACAGUCACCAGCCGCCGCCGACGCCAGGUGUCUGAUAGGUGCUCGUCGUCCCCGCUGUAAAUCUGUCCGACCGCAUAUACUCGAUAUUGGACGCCGUUUUCUUCAAUUCUAUUAUUGUUGCUGUAUUAUUAUUAUUUUAUCAAACAUUGAUCAUAAUUAAAUGUUGUUAUCGGUCCGUCGAAAAGACGGGUUUCGAUUUUUUUUUUUUUCCGUCAUCAACGAUGUGUGUAGCGCGCGUGUGCGUGCGACGAUGAUGACCCAUCACUCGGAAAUGGUUUUUCUCUCGAAUUCCGGAUGUACGCGCCGCGGGCUUCCGUAGAAUACUUGUGAGACAACAAUAGUCCGUCCACUCGACGAUGUCCGGUGAUCCCGCCGUACACCACUGACGCUUCUACCACGUUCCCUGCCUCAUCGUCAUGUCUUUUUCCGAGGACGAAUCGUCCGUUAAAGUGGCCGUGAGAAUACGGCCUCAAAUUGCCCGUGAAGUGAUCGAUGGCUGUCGUAUUUGUACAAAUGUGACUCCUGGAGAACCACAAGUAACUCUGGGUUCUGAUAAAUCAUUUACUUAUGACUUUGUGUUUGAUACACACGAGAACCAACAGACUGUAUAUGAGAACUGUGCUUCUAAUCUUGUCGCUGGUGCCUUACAGGGUUAUAAUGCAACAGUCCUUGCUUAUGGCCAGACUGGAUCUGGCAAAACCUAUACCAUGGGUACAGGUUUUGAUUUGGAGAAUAUUGAUGAUACUGAUCCAUCCGCCGUAGGCAUUAUACCACGAGCCAUUCAUCAACUAUUUGAUGGAAUACAAACUAUAAAACAACAGUCCUUAGAUUCUGGAGAUCCUCCGCCUCAUUUUGCUGUUACUGCACAAUUUUUAGAAUUAUAUAAUGAAGAAAUUAUUGAUUUAUUCGAUACUGCUAAUGAUUAUUCUAUAGCUAAAACAAAAAGUGGUAUUCGUAUUCAUGAGGAUAUGCAGCACAAUAUUUACGUGACUGGUGUUUCCUGGAAACCUAUAAAUUCAGCUUCUGAAGCAUUGUCAAAUUUACGUCAAGGCGCUUUAUCUCGUACAACUGCAGCUACUGCGAUGAAUUCUCAAUCAUCCAGAAGUCAUGCAGUCUUUACUAUUAAUAUUCAACAAAAACGAUUUGUUAAACAUGAGGAUGAAGGCACUGAAUCUACUUUGGAAGAAUGUGGUACAAAUUCUAGUAAUACUCGUAAUCCUGGUGAAUUUGAAACACUUACUGCUAAAUUUCAUUUUGUGGAUCUGGCUGGGUCUGAGAGAUUGAAACGAACUGGUGCUACUGGAGAUAGAGCCAAAGAAGGGAUAUCAAUUAAUUGUGGUUUAUUAGCAUUAGGAAAUGUUAUAUCAGCUCUGGGAGAUAGGUCUAGAAAAGCUCUACAUGUGCCUUAUAGAGAUUCAAAACUGACAAGGUUACUUCAAGACUCACUAGGAGGUAACAGUCGUACUGUAAUGAUUGCAUGUGUCUCGCCUAGUGAUAGAGAUUUUAUGGAAACAUUAAAUACCUUAAAAUAUGCUAAUAGGGCACGUAAUAUUCAAAAUAAGGUUGUAGUGAACCAAGACAAAUCUUCAAGAACUAUACAGUUUUUGCGACAAGAGAUACAACAACUUCAACUAGAAAUUAUGGAAUAUAAACAGGGUAAGAGAACUGUAAAUGAAAAUGGAGAGGAAUGUGUAAAUGAUACAUAUCUUGAGAAUACAAUGUUGCAAACUGAAUUAAGUAACAUGAGAACUCGUAUAAAAGCUAUGCAAGAAACUAUUGAUUCUUUAACCAUUAAGAAUACACAGCUAUUAGCUGAAAAAGCUACAGGGGCAUGGUUAAACACAGAUGCUGGUAUAGAAUCUAAUAUGACUGAUGUGGUACAAGGUUAUUUAAAAGAAAUAGAAGAGUUACGAGCAAAAUUAUUAGAAUCAGAACAUAUGUGUGGUCAAUUACGUAAGAAUACUUCUUCACUUCCAAAAAAUCAUUACGUCAGUUGUUCUAAUGAAGAUUACAAUUCAAAAGAAUUAAUUGCAAAAGCUAAACAAGAGUUAGAAAAUGAAAAACAAACAUUGGAAAGAUUAAAAUCAGUGAAGUUACAAGAAACAGAAAGUGAACCUUCUGACUCUGAUGAUAGUGAUGUAAAUUCAUCUGAUGAUGAAAAUGAACGAGCAAGUGUAGAUAGUCAAUAUAGUCAAGAGUUAGCUAACUUGACAUCUGAAAUAAAUUUAAAGCAAAAGCUUAUUGAAGAAUUGGAACUAUCCCAACGUAGAUUAGCUAACCUAAGACAGCAUUAUGAAGACAAACUACAACAGUUACAAACAAAAAUUAAAUUAACUCAAGAUGAACGAGAUACAGUUCUUACUUCUCUUGGUGGUAAUAAUAAUAAUCAGUCUGAAAAAGUUAAAAAAGUAAAAGAUGAUUAUGAAAAAAGACUUGGUACUAUGCAAAAAGAAUUAAAAUCUUUACAGUCUGCUAAAAAAGAACAUGCCAAACUUUUAAGAGAUCAAUCUCAGUAUGAAAAUCAAGUACGAACUCUUAAAUAUGAAGUAAAUGACAUGAAACGUACUAAAGUAAAAUUAAUGAAUAAAAUAAAAGAAGAAACAACUAGACAUCAUGAGGUAGAAAUGAAAAAAGCCAAAGAAAUUGCUCAACUUAGAAAAGAGUCUAGACGAGCUGAAAUUAGAAUGAGGAAUCUUGAAUCAAAAUCUCGUGUUCGUGAUGCUGUACUGAAGAGAAAACAAGAAGAAGUGACUGCACUUCGUCGCGCUGCAAGAACUGUAAAUAAUCGAACUGGUAUUAUUGGCACUCAAGCCAUUCGAAAGAAUUCCAAGCAAACAUGGAUCAAUUUAGAAAAAAAUAUUUCUGCUUUAACAUUAAAUAAACAGACAUUAUAUUCUUUAGAAAAAGACAUGGAAAGACUACUUCAAGAAAGAAAGAAAUUACAUUCAGAUUUAGAUUUCAAACUAAAAAAGUUAGCUGAAGCACAAGUUCAACAGCCUCGUGAUAGUAAUUUACACCGUGAUUUCGAAGACGAAAUUGAAGCAAUUAGAGCUAAUUUAGAUUAUGUUGAUGACAGUAUUAAAGAACUCCAAGAAAAUAUAUUGCAAGUUGAAGAUUCUAAGACUGUAACUGAAAGUUUGGAACUAAAUGGCCAUAUUAAUAGUUUACCAGAUGCUAUAUAUGUAUUGGACAAACUCUUUCAGAUGUCUUUACAUAAUUCUUGUUUGGCAGCCCAAAGAGACUUAAAUGUAAAAGAAUUAGAAACUAAAAUGCAACAACUUGAAAAAGAGAAUGAAAUACAAAAACAAUUAAUUGAACAUAUGUUGUCCAGUCGAGAACGCAUAAAUGAAAUGCCUACAAGUAUGACUACCAGUAGUGACAGAGACAUCAGAUCGGUUGUGAGUUCAACAUCUUCAUCACGUUCCACUUCUCCUUCAGACAUGGCAAGUAGUACACACUCUAAAAAUGAUGUUGGAGCAAGCAAACAUAGACGCAGAGCUGCUCAAGCUCAAGAAUUGCUUUAUGCUUCCAAAAAUGUUGACCAACAACAACCACAACGAGUACCUCUUACACGUGUGCCAAGUGCUUCUUCUUUUUUAAGACCUGAUAAAUAUAAGCCUUCACCAGUGAUGGGUCGAAAACAAAUUGAAAGGCAAGAAUCAGUAUCACCUCGCCCUAUUAGACGAGGCACAUUUAUUAUUGCUCCUAACACAAAUUUACUGGGCAAACCUGGUUCUAUGGACCGACUUAACAAAAGCCCUCCAAAUUCUCCGCCUUCUUAUCGCCGAGCAAUUAGUCGUGAUGAAGAUGUUUUUUCUCGCCUUACGUCAAGUAUACCUCAAUCAACUGAACUGCAUCGAUCCAAAGGAGUGAUUCAACCUUACCAAGGAAAAAUUUCACCCAAAACACCUUUGGUGUGUACUCAUGUUACAGAAGGCCAUUCUAGAGCAGUUCUAGCUGUGUAUGCUACUAACGACAUGAUGUUUAGUGCAUCAAAAGAUAAGACUGUUAAAAUUUGGGAUCUUAAUAAUGGUAAAGAAAUUCAAACGCUAUCAGGCCAUCCAAAUAGUGUUGUUGCAAUAAAAUAUGAUGAAUAUGCACAACUCGUAUUAAGUGUAACUUCUUCAUAUGUAAGAGUUUGGGAUAUGCGACUAUCAAAAUGCAUUAAAACAUUAAGCUCAUCAGGCAUUGUAAACAAUGGAUCAGUUAUGUCAUCACAAAUUCCAGUUGGAGAAAUUUUGUUGAAUGAUAUAGCCCUUAAUAACUAUGGACGAACAUUAUAUAUGACAACGAGUGAUAAAGUGAAAAUUUGGGAUAUGAGAAAAUUUACGGUUAGGGGAAAAUUAAGUAGUGGUCACACAGCUGCUGUUAUGUGUUUAGCAGUUGGGCGGUUUGAUAACAAGGAUAUUAUAGUUACUGGAUCUAAAGACCAUUAUAUUAAAAUGUUUGAAGUUGAUGAGGAAGCUGUUGGAACUUAUAAUCCUACUGUCAACCUAGAACCCCCUCAUUAUGACGGUAUACAAACUCUUGCAAUACGUAAUCAAAUAUUGUUUUCUGGCUCAAGAGAUUAUGCUAUCAAGAAAUGGGAUCUAGAUAAACAAGAAUUAGUUACUUCAAUAAAUAAUGCUCACAAAGAUUGGAUAUGUGGAUUGGCUGUUGUUCCUGACCAACCAUUUUUAUUAAGUGUUUGUCGUAGCGGGUCUUUAAAAUUAUGGUCAGAGUCAUCUUGCUCACUUCUUGGUGAAAUAAAAGCACAUGAUUCUCCAAUUAAUGCAAUUGCUACAAAUUCAACACACGUCUUUACAGCAGCUCACCGCGGAGAAGUGAAGAUGUGGCGAAUGGCUCAAAAUAUCUUAUUUCCAUCAACCAUGACCAUGUCAACAGGACGUAUGUUCAACCUGAACAUGUGAAUCUUUGUACCACUUGAAAAUAUUAUUGAUGGAACAGUGAAGUUAUGGCGUGUUAAGAGCCGUUUAGAGGCAAUGGCUUGACGGACAAUUUUAUGCGUUGCUGCAAUACUCCAAUACAUCGGUAUACUUAUAUUAAUCAUGUUCGUAUUGAUUGUUGAUCUGAUAUCUUCGGUGCAUACCAUAUUUUGUUACAAGCCAAAGCAAACAAAAUAUUUAUAGCAAUCUGUGAUAUUUAUUUAUUUAUUUUGAGAAUCUUUACUGAAUAAUUAUAUCAACGUUCCUGGCUCCAAAGAUGUAUUUUAACAGAAAAAACAAUUUUUAUUAUGGGUAGGGUAUUUAUUAUCAUUUAUGCACUUCAUUGGUUCACAUCCAUUAAAUAGUGGGUGUUUUUGGAGCACAAUAAACUGAACAACUAAUUGCAUGCUUAUACUUAGGAAAUUAAAUGCUCAAUUUUAUUAUUAAAACAAAUAACCAUCUAGUAUUAUUUUAAUGGUAUUUGGUACUGAUUAUUACU
Molecule: messenger RNA, 5443 nt
Organism: Sipha flava (yellow sugarcane aphid)
Lineage: Eukaryota; Metazoa; Arthropoda; Insecta; Hemiptera; Aphididae
Gene: Klp31E
Product: kinesin-like protein KIF21A
Exons: 22
Coding region: 436-4929 (1497 amino acids)
Biological process (GO): mitotic spindle organization; microtubule-based movement
Molecular function (GO): ATP binding; microtubule motor activity; microtubule binding
Source: RefSeq, a predicted model, not a curated record